ACAAACAACUGUCAUUUGACAAGGGUCUUUAACAUUAAUCGAUGGUUUUUGUUUUAAGUUGUAUUUGUAAUAUUCGUAAAAUAGAGAAAUUCUUAUGUUUAACAAUCAGUACUAAGUUAUGGAAAUAUCACAAGGUAAUACGUCGACGGUGUCGUUGAACGAGGAUUCAUUUAGCAGUUUUAAACAAAGUUCAACCAAGAAAAACGACAAGAAUCUUGCCGGCGUCAGUCAUAAUCGUGGUGACGAUCAUGGAAGUUUUUACAAAGAACUUUACCAGUUUCAUGAAAAUAAAGGAACACCUAUACCCCGAGUGCCUAAAAUAAAUGGACAUGAAAUUGAUUUGCAUAAGUUUUACAAUCUUGUUAUUGCCCGCGGUGGAUGGGCCAAGAUAAACUACCGGAAUGAAUGGGAGGAUUUGGUUCCCGAGUUUAAUCUUCCCAAGAAAUGUGUAAAUGCAUCAGUGGCCCUGAAGCAAAUUUACUUGCGUUACCUGGACAGAUACGAAAAAGUGCAUUUUCUGGGAGAAGACAGCGAACGUGUUGACGAUCCCGACGACGAUAAUCGCCACAAGAAAUGGAACAACAAAGUUUUGAACGAGGUGCCAUUGAAGUACAACUACAAUCAGCACACCGUUCCCGAUUCGAUGCGAAUUAUCCAUAAACUGUCAACGGAAUUGUAUAAGGCCAGUGAAUACGACCGGCUGAUAAUGUCGCUUAUGUCUCCACUGCCGAAUGAACAAGAUUUUGCCAUUAAUGUGUGCACAUUGAUGGCGAACGAGAGCAAACAUACGUUGAAAAUUGAAAAUUCACCGAAACUCUUGGAAGUUUUGCUUGGUCAUGCGGGAAUAUACUCUCAUUUCACGUUACGAGUCAUUUUCAUUGAAUUCUAUUCGAAAAUUCGUCGACAUUCGUUCAAUGCAUUUUGGUCAGACUGUUUGAGAGAAAAGCCGGAAAUUUUGGAGCUCACAUACGAGGACUACUAUCAAUCGCCAGACGAAAAAAUGGAAAAUGGCAUUCCGGACGAUCCAUUGCCCAAACCGGUAAAUGGUAAUCGAGAAUCGUUUGAAGAUGGUUUAAUUGGUGGUGACGAUGAUGAGGAAGACAACGAUGCAGCGAGAUCAUUAGAUUUUUUAAAUCUGCGUCGCGGCCUUGGCACCCAUGACUACAUAGGUCAACGCGUUCACCAAAUCGCUUCAAUACUGCGAAAUCUGUCGUUCAUUGAAGAGAAUCUGCCCACUCUGGUGCGCAAUCGAUCCUUCAUUCGGUUUUUGGUGAUGACAGCUAACAUCAGGUGGGGCAAUCUGCAUCACAUCGGUUUAGAUAUUUUGGGUAAUGUUGCUACGGAAAUUGACUUGAGUGAUCCAUCUUCGGAUGAUUUAACGCGGUGCCUAUUGUCAACCAUUUGCGAUGGACUGGAAGGACAAGAUCGUGGUGUGGUUAUAAGUUGUUUGGAAAUAUUGUACAAACUGUGCCAGAAAGACAACAAUGAAGAUCAUCUGCAUCGUUGUUUGGAUAAAAAGAUUUACCGACAAAUAUGCCUGUUCUUGUCGUUGAGUGACAUUAUGCUACUGUUGUACACGCUCGAAUGCAUUUAUGCGUUGAGUUCUUUGGGUGAAAAAUCGUGCUUGGCAAUUGUUCAUGUCAGUGGAGUUAUUGACACAUUAGUGUCAUUGGUUACGGUUGAGGCACAGAGUUAUGGCCCGGAUGGUUGUAUUUUAAUGAGAGUAGUUGAAACUGUACCGAGUAACAUGCCUGCUCCUUCUCCAAAUAUCACACUCAAUACAAGUGCCAACUUAGCGAAUGUUCAGUCGGUACCAGCAGCGACAUUGACACAACAAGACAUGAAGGAUGGAGGUACAACCAGUACAUUGACUACAAUAACAUCGAACGAAGCGCAAAAGCCACUUCCGGUUUCGGCUCCUGUUCAGCAGCAAGCUGUUGUUCUCCAACCGCCUUUAAUUCGCCAGUCGACACCAGCUACACAAACGGUCUCGACAAUUAAUUCAACUGUAAACAAUUGCCAAUCCCCAAUUAAAACCGAAUCCAUAAAAGUUGAGACCCCAACCACUCCAGCUGCCACACAGAUGAGCCUAAAACAAUCUCAGCAGCAAGUGGUUCAGGAAAAUGAACAAUUUGCACUGGCCUGGCUGCGUGCGACUUUCGAACCGGUAAUGGCGUUGACGAGCCGAAUCGAACAGUCCGAUUUGUACAAGAUGUACAACACGGCGAGUAUGAAAAUCGGAAGACAAAGUGUUGUGUCACUGGCUCAUUUUCCGCGUUGCGUUCGGACGGUGUUCGGUGGAACGGUUGGUCCGAAUAAGAUCAAAAUCAGCAACGUUGACACUAUGUGUUACGAGGGCAUUCGGAUUCGGGCGAAGCCAUUGGCUGUUGUGCAUAAGGGAACGAUUUUGCAAGGACAGGUCACCAACGAAGUUACGAUUAAGAAACAGGAGCCUUCGUCAACGAUAAAGCAGACGACCAAUCAAACUCAAGUACAAAACCAGCAACAAAAUAGUAAUCAGCAUGGAUCGAUUCUAGUGGCACAAUUGAGUAAUAAAAAUCAACAGUCUCAACAGCAAACACAGUACAACCCAUCCACUCAAAUUCUACAGCAAGUUCUGACGAGUCAAGGCGAAAGUGUAAUGGUAGUGACGAACAAACCGAAUUCCAAUUUAAUUAUGCAACAGCAACAGGUGAAUACGACGAAUGUCAUCAAUAGUCCACAGAUGGUAACCACAACGUCCUCAUCGUUAAUCAAAAGUCUCUUGGCUAAUAAGGUAACGCCGCACGAUAAUGCUGCAAGUAAUAUAACGUCGUGUUUGAUUGCUCCGAAUGUUAAUGUGCAUCAGCAGGUGGCCCAACGGCAGCAUUUACAGAAGCAAAAAGAAAUUGCACAGCAAAUAUCUGUGUCUUCGAACGUUACGUCCAUAAUCAACUCGCAUAAUCAAAAUUCCAGCUUAACAAUUAAGCCAACGAAUGUUAAGUCCAUCGCAACAACUACCAUAUUGCCAACAACAAUGAUCAAAAAGGAUGUCGAUUCGGAAACAACAAAUUGGGAUCCGGUCCCGCCACUAGCUCCGUUAAGUGGAAUGCAUGGCACCAUUCGGACUAUGAUUCCGGCAGUCAUUCCAAAGGAUGAAGACUCCGAUUCAACCGGAAAUGUGUCAAUUGCGUCGAGUGUUAUCAGUACAAAUCCGAAUACCCCAAUUGUUGAAGAUGCUGAGAAUUCGUUUACUAGUUUCGAGGGGCUAUUAAUGCCGAAUUCGAAGGUCAAUUUAACCGACGAAGAUUCGAAGGAUUCGUUUAACAAACAAACAUCUCCUUCCCUGGUUGUCAGUUCGAAUAAAAUGCUGGCUGACUUAUUGGAACGAAAAUCAUUGGAGCCUCCGUAUAAUAUUAGUGCAACUGAGGGUAAUACGAUGAAGCGGAAAGUUGAUUCAAUUAGCGACGGCAGUGAAUCGAGUGUACCUGUAAAGAGACAAACUGGUGAAAUUGGCGAUCCAAUUGUGAUCGAUGGGGACGACGAUGUUGUGGUACCAAAUUCAGCAUCAUCUAAUGCUGCUAACUUGUACGCAAAAUUAGCUGCUUCUCUACUCGAAGAUGAAGAUAUGGAAGAAGAGGAAGAAAUUAAGCCGCCUAUCAUGCAUCAAACGAUCGUGCAAGAACCUCAAAAACAAGUGAUUACCGUUCCUGUUCCAUUACAACGUCAAAUUAUUGUGUCGCCCAACAAUCCGCCGCAAAUUGUUUUAGCACCGAGUCAGCCACAGCAAAUCGGCCAAGCUACUGCUACAAUCAAAACGGAGACGGGCUAUCAAACAGUACCUGUUAUUUUGCAACAUUCUGGCGGGACGAAUCAACUGACUACAAAUUAUCAAAUCCAAAAGCAAAUGGUUCCAAGUGGACAGCAAAUUAUUCAACCGAUGAUGCAACAACCACAACAAACUCAGUACAUGUUAGCUACGAAUAAUCAAGGUCAAACUUACCUGGUAGCUCAACAGGCUCCGGCAAUGAACCAACAUCAAGCGGUUUUAGUCACUCAAUCGCCAUCAGGAGCGUCAACAAAAACUAUUAUAUUUCUGCAGCAGCAAGGCCCUAACCAAAAUAUGCAGCAAAGUGGACAGUUAAUUACAACUCCGGGAACACCACAGAAAGUCAUAAUGGCAACGCAACAAGGUCAACAGAUGAUAGUAACACAAGUGCCACGUCCAGUUCAACAUCAAAUUAUUAUGAAUCAUCACCCAAUGUCUACCACCGCCACCAUUGUCCAAAGUAAUUCGUCUAUAUCUACUAAUGCAAUCGUUAGUCAGACGGCGUCGAUACUAUCCUCAGCAAAUCAAUCGCAACCUCAGAUUAUCACUCAGCAACAGUUGCAACAACAUCAACAACUAGCAUUACCACCUCGGUCACAAACUCCAGUAGUGCAACAACAAAUCUUAACGCAACAAGUAAAUCAUCAACAGCAACCAAUUCAGCAACAAGUACAACAACAGCCACAACAACAACAACAACAGCAACAACAACAACAGCAACAACAACAACAACAACAACAACAACAACAACAGUUGCAGCAGCAGCAACAACAACAUUUGCAGCAACAACAGCAACAACAGCAGCAACAGCAACAACAAACGAUUGUGACAGAACGAAAGCCAAUUUUUGUUGGAAUUGAAUCUGGUGAAAGCACAAUACAAGCUGCAAAGCCCCAAUCGAUGGCUCCUGUGGCAAAAGCAUUGACUCCUUCUCCACCUCCCGAUGUCAAAUCGGUUUUGACAGUUCCAAAAGUUGAAGAAGAAUUACCGGACCCGAAUUGGUUAUGGAUCUGCGAUUGGAGAGGCUGUUCAAAGAAAAAAUUUCGAUCUGCUAACGAUGUCUACCUUCAUACAUGUACCGUACAUUGUCCUGACAAUAUUGAUCCCAACGCUGAGAUCUAUUGUCAGUGGGGCCCCGGGCCAAAUCUGUGUGACAAUCUUCCCAGGAAACGAUUUUCGUUGAUGACUCAUUUAUUUGAUCGACACUGUACGACCGAGUCGUUUAAAUCAGCUUUACAAAGACGAGUUGCUGCUGGUCCACUACCGAAUCAACCGUCAGCACCAGUUACGAUAAUAAAAAAUCCCAUCGCAGCAAAUAACACUUCAAACAAUGGUGAAAACAAUGGAACAGCUUCGCCUGCUCUAUCAACCUCUUCGUCCGGUUCUCUGCCUGCAGCUAGUGCUGCAAUGCAAGCGAUCAAACGGCAUGCAAUGGAUUUUGUAAAUCCUCGAGAAAUGAUGGAUGAAAACGAAGGUCCAGUCACAAAAAGCAUUCGGCUAACUGCCGCUCUGAUUCUACGAAAUCUCGUGAACUAUACUAGUUCUGCGAAACGAAGUUUAAGAUUUUAUGAACCUCAUCUGGCGGGAGUGGCAUUAAGUAAUGUGGAGUCGAGCCGAACAAUUGCCCAAGUUUUGUACGAAAUGAAUGAGGCAUCGUCGUAUCCGUAUUCCUAAAAUCAAUAUUGUAGAGUUUUAAGAGAACCGAACAAUUUAUUUUUCUUACAGUAUUUGAUUUGAAUUCAACAAUAUAUUAUAACAACAACAACAACGACGAACAGAAUAUUUGGAAAACAUAUUUUAAGUUUCUAAUAGAGUCGUAAAUAAAGUUCGAAUUGAUUUUGCUUUGAAA
Molecule: messenger RNA, 5657 nt
Organism: Bradysia coprophila
Lineage: Eukaryota; Metazoa; Arthropoda; Insecta; Diptera; Sciaridae
Product: Brahma associated protein 170kD
Biological process (GO): regulation of DNA-templated transcription
Cellular component (GO): SWI/SNF superfamily-type complex
Molecular function (GO): DNA binding
Source: RefSeq, a predicted model, not a curated record